This is a messenger RNA of Paramecium tetraurelia, 1476 nucleotides long. RefSeq lists its product as uncharacterized. The transcript is spliced from 2 exons. The record is from RefSeq and is a predicted model, not a curated record. Lineage: Eukaryota; Ciliophora; Oligohymenophorea; Peniculida; Parameciidae.
AUGAUAAAAUUAUUGAAGUAAUUUUAAUUAAUAAGGAACACCUAAAAAAUAAAUUUAAUUGCUUGUUGCCCUUUUACGAGUAGCUAUAAACAAGAGGCAAAUAUUGUAUUGUGUGAUGCCUUAAAUGCUCUUAUGGAAGAAAAUUAUAAAAAUUCUAAAUUAGAUAUUUUAUCAGAAUAUUACACAAAAAUAUGGGAAGGUAGAUUGGGAUUAGUUGAAAAUAAGAUAUUAUUCUGUUAAUUUUUGGAAAAUUCAAAUUAAAUAUUGCGUAAAGAAUUUGCCAUUGAUAAAAUUGAAAAGGAUGAUAAUAUUAGAAUUAAUAAAUCCCUAAAAAUAUUUCAUGUAUUUAACACUAUUACUGAACUAUAAAUAAUAAGAUGGGAAGGUAUUUAGGAUCUAUUUCAAUGGAUUAGAAAUGAAAGCACAUACGAAUUAUUCUAGAGAACAAACAAAUUACAUAUAUAUCUCAAAUAUAUACAUUUAUUAUACGUCAAUCAGUAUGAUAUUUUGGAAUUUCACAAAAGGGUAGAGGAUGCUUUAUUUCAAUUUAAGAAGGCAACACCAUAAUUUGUGGAUGAAAGAUUAGAAUACUAUAAUGCUAUAAAUAUGUUAAGAUAAUUCGAUAGAAUAGAAAAAGCACAUUUAAAGAUGACUAUUUUGGAAUUGAGUAAAUUGGAAAAUAGAUAAAUAGGAUAUUCACUUGAGCAAUUAGAUAUAUUAUCAUAAUAUAUCAAUUUAGUAUGUGAGGUGUUUUUUCCAAAUCUAUUAUAAGACAGAGAUAUUUUCAAUUUUGUUUAAGAGGAAGAAGAAGAAGAAGACGAUGAGGAAAAUAAUUAGGAUGAUUACACUUUAAUUGAACCAUUAAAUAGAUUAAUUAGAUUAUUUUUAUAAUAAGAUGCAUUCUAUUACAAAAGAUCUAUUUCGAGCUAUAGAGAUAAAUUAGUUUAGAAAGAGGGAUAUGUAGAUUUAGUUGAUCCAGUUAAAUGGAGACAACUUAUGUCUGUAUCUAAAGGAUUAUGGGUCUUGACUGAUGACAAUAAACAUGAUAGAUCUUGCAUAGAUCUGUUAGAAAAUGCAAUUUUUAGAAAAUUGGAAACUGACACCGCAUCAAUAACUGAUGGAAUUUAAAUCAUCAAAUAUAUUUAGGAUAUCCAAGAAAUGAGAUAGGGUCAUCAAUUUUUAAUAAUGAAAUCUAUUUGUGAUUAAAUUAAUAAUUAGGAACUUUAAGAUUUAUCAAUUACACGAUAAAAUCUUCCAAGUUUAUUACAUUAAAUGUUGACUUUGGAAAGAAAAGCAGAGGAAUUUGAAUUGGCUUUUAUUUAACCUGCUUUAUAUAGAUUAGAAACCUGGAUUAAAGAGGCUAAAUUUGAUUAAGAAUUAAAAAUGUGUGAUUGGUAUGAUCUCUCUUUAGUAAUAAAAAAACACUAAUAUAAUGAAAUAGAGGACUAUGUUAACAAAAAAUUAGAGUAAGCAUGA